Molecule: messenger RNA, 2028 nt
Organism: Hippocampus comes (tiger tail seahorse)
Lineage: Eukaryota; Metazoa; Chordata; Actinopteri; Syngnathiformes; Syngnathidae
Product: potassium voltage-gated channel subfamily D member 2-like
Exons: 6
Coding region: 89-1900 (603 amino acids)
Biological process (GO): action potential; potassium ion transmembrane transport; protein homooligomerization
Cellular component (GO): dendritic spine; postsynaptic membrane; voltage-gated potassium channel complex
Molecular function (GO): A-type (transient outward) potassium channel activity; protein binding
Source: RefSeq, a predicted model, not a curated record
GAUCGAUGGGAGGCGAUACGGCAAGUCGUCUCCUGCGAGGAUCGGAUUAAAGUCCCCUUGGAGGCAGCAGCCGACGCGAAGGGUCAGCAUGGCGGCAGGCGUGGCGGCGUGGCUCCCGUUCGCCCGCGCGGCGGCCAUCGGGUGGAUGCCGGUGGCCGGCGCCCCGAUGCCGGCGCCCCCGCGGGACAAGCGCAAAGGCCAGGACGGCCUGCUCCUGCUCAACGUGAGCGGCACCCGCUUCCAGACGUGGCGCACCACGCUGGAGCGCUACCCGGACACGCUGCUGGGCAGCAGCGAGAAGGACUUCUUCUUCCACGAGGAGAGCCGCGAGUACUUCUUCGACCGCGACCCGGACAUCUUCCGGCACAUCCUGAAUUUCUACCGCACGGGCAAGCUGCACUACCCGCGCCAGGAGUGCAUCUCGGCCUACGACGAGGAGCUGGCCUUCUUCGGCAUCAUCCCGGAGAUCAUCGGCGACUGCUGCUACGAGGAGUACAAGGACCGGCGGCGCGAGAACGCCGAGCGGCUGCAGGACGACGAGGAGAUGGACGGCGAGGGCGGCGGCGGGGGCGGGGGUGGCGACGGGCCGCCCGUCAAGCUGACGGCCCGGGAGUACCUGUGGCGCGCCUUCGAGAACCCGCACACCAGCACCCUGGCGCUGGUCUUCUACUACGUGACGGGCUUCUUCAUCGCCGUCUCGGUCAUGGCCAACGUGGUGGAGACGGUGCCCUGCGGCGCGCCGGCCGGCCGCGCCGACAAGGAGGAGGUGUCGUGCGGCGACCGCUACGCGCUGGCCUUCUUCUGCCUGGACACGGCCUGCGUCAUGAUCUUCACCGUCGAGUACCUGCUGCGCCUGGCGGCGGCGCCCAGCCGCUACAAGUUCGCCAAGAGCGUGAUGAGCGUCAUCGACGUGGUGGCCAUCAUGCCCUACUACAUCGGCCUGGUCAUGACCGACAACGACCAGGUGAGCGGCGCCUUCGUCACGCUGCGCGUCUUCCGCGUCUUCCGGAUUUUCAAGUUCUCCCGCCACUCGGCGGGCCUGCGCAUCCUGGGCUACACGCUGAAGAGCUGCGCCUCCGAGCUGGGCUUCCUGCUCUUCUCGCUCACCAUGGCCAUCAUCAUCUUCGCCACCGUCAUGUUCUACGCCGAGAAGGGCUCGGCCGCCAGCAAGUUCACCAGCAUCCCCGCCGCCUUCUGGUACACCAUCGUCACCAUGACCACGCUCGGGUACGGCGACAUGGUGCCCAAGACCAUCGUGGGGAAGGUGUUCGGCUCCAUCUGCUCGCUGAGCGGGGUGCUGGUCAUCGCCUUGCCCGUGCCCGUCAUCGUGUCCAACUUCAGCCGCAUCUACCACCAGAGCCAGAGGGCGGAGAAGCGACGAGCCCAGAGGGCCUCCAAGGAGGCCGGACAGGCCCUGGUGGGGAAGUCUGCCAGCCCCCCCUUCGAGAGCCAGCACCACCACCUGCUGCACUGCCUGGAGAAGACCACGAACCACGAGUUUGUGGACGAGCAGACGUUCCAGGCCAACUGCAUGGAGAUCUCGGUGAUCAAAAGGUCGGGCUCCCGCACGUCGUCGCCGUCGUCGUCGCCGUCGCCGCCGCGCGGCCUGGGCUCGUGCUGCUCGCGGCGCCACCGGAAGAAGAACGGCUUCGGCCUGCCGAGCGCCAACAACCAGGAGCUGAGCACCAUCCGGAUCCCCGAGAGGCCCGUGGCCAACAGCCGCUCCAGCCUGAACGCCAAAUUGGACGAGACGAUGCCCUUGAAAUGCGACGAGGCUUUCGGCGGCCCCCGCAUGGUCAGCCUGGCCGCCCCUCCGCCCACCUCGCCGGAGGGCGACGCCUCGUCCGCCGCCGCCCCGGCGUACUCUCGGAGCAACAUUGUGCGUGUCUCGGCCUUGUAGACGCCCCCCCCCCCCUACCCCCCCGUGUUUCAAGGAGACGACGGGACCAGCGAGCAUGAACCUGCCACCCGUCACCCCGGAGGAAUUUGUUCCCGAGUGGUGAUCUCAUCUGAUGUCAAACUCUCUCU